AUGGCCGCCACACUAACUCCAAUUCAAAUCUUCAAAUUCUCCCAUUCUCCAUUUCCACGUCAGCAAAACUCAACCACUCUCUUCUUCUCACCUUCCAUUUCAACAUCCACCUCCCACCGCAACAAACUCGUACUCUCCGCCGCUACUUCCGGUGGCACAACCGUUUCCGCCAACGGUCUUCCUCCUUCUCCUUCUCGAUCAAAAGUUCGGCGACACACGAUUUCGGUGUUCGUAGGUGAUGAGAGUGGAAUGAUUAACCGAAUUGCUGGAGUUUUCGCCAGAAGAGGAUUCAACAUUGAGUCACUUGCUGUUGGUCUUAAUCAAGAUAGGGCUCUUUUCUCCAUUGUUGUUUCUGGAACUGAUGACGUUCUUCGCCAAGUUGUUGAGCAGCUUCAGAAGCUUGUCAAUGUUUUGAAGGUAGACGAUCUUUCCAAUGAACCUCAGGUAGAACGUGAAUUGAUGCUCUUAAAAGUGCAUGCAGAUCCCCAAUACCGUGCUGAGAUUAAGUGGUUAGUGGACACCUUCAGAGCUAAGAUUGUGGACAUCUCGGAAGAUUCCGUGACGGCUGAGGUUACUGGAGACCCAGGGAAGAUGGUUGCAGUUCAAAGAAGUUUUAGCAAAUUUGGAAUUAAAGAAAUAGCUAGAACUGGAAAGAUUGCAUUAAGAAGGGAAAAAAUGGGUGCAUCUGCCCCAUUUUGGCGGUAUUCAGCUGCUUCGUAUCCAGAUCUUGAAGGAAAAACAGCCAUUAAUGCCCUUGUUGGAAAGAAAAGUGUGAAUCCUGUUGGCAAAACUGAUAUGCCUGUGGGGGGAGAUGUUUAUCCUAUAGAGCCUUCAGACAGUUUUACAGUCAAUCAAGUACUUGACGCUCAAUGGGGUUUUCUCCAUGAUGAAGAUACUAGCGGAAUUAGAUCACACACUUUAUCCAUGCUUGUGAACGAUGCUCCCGGAGUUCUGAACAUUGUUACAGGGGUCUUUGCUAGAAGGGGUUAUAACAUUCAGAGUUUAGCUGUAGGACACUCGGAAGUUGAAGGAAUUUCUCGGCUUACAACUGUGGUUCCUGGUACAGAUGAGUCAAUCAGCAAGUUGGUCCAGCAACUUUAUAAGUUAGUGGAUCUGCACAAGGUCCAAGAUAUAACCCACUUGCCUUUUGCUGAGAGAGAAUUGAUGCUAAUAAAGAUUGCUGUAAAUGCUGCCGCACGACGUGAUGUUCUUGAUAUUGCCAGCAUUUUCAGGGCUAGAGCUGUUGAUGUAUCCGAUCAUACUAUAACCCUCGAGCUUACUGGAGAUCUGGACAAGAUGGUUGCAUUGCAAAGAUUGUUAGAACCAUAUGGCAUUUGUGAGGUGGCACGAACUGGGCGUAUAGCACUGGCCCGCGAGUCGGGUGUGGACUCCAGGUACCUGCGUGGAUACGCUUUUCCUUUGUAA
Lathyrus sativus (Indian pea) is the source of this 1425-nucleotide messenger RNA. Lineage: Eukaryota; Viridiplantae; Streptophyta; Magnoliopsida; Fabales; Fabaceae. The record is from the annotation of a GenBank genome assembly.